AUGCUCAGCCUCCGUGCAACCUGUAAAUCAGCUUCUUCCUCUCUACGCAAUGCUUUUGUCGAUUUGCUACUUGAAAACCGCAUCGGAAGGCUCCAAAAGGGUACAGUUGUUUACACCUUACCGGAUAGCAUGCGGACCGUUCUUGGUAUCACCGAGGAUGAUCGAGUGGCCCGCGAACUCCAUACUCUGGUCAUCGGCACCGGAAACCCAACCCGCCGUGAAAUCCAGGUGUACGCAGCGAACAUCCGUCGGCUACUCGUACAAGCCGGAAACCCUCCCCCAGAGAAAGUGCCGCCGGAAGUCGGGGUUUGGGCAGACAUGUAUUUCAGCGAGAAGCCCAUGGUUGAAGACUACGAACAUCAGGUUACAAACAACCUCGACACGACCAACCUGAUCAUGCUUUUUAGACGGUUGAAGCAACUUCAAGGCGUCACGAUAGGCAAAUUUCCUCUGAGAGUUGGUUUCCAGAAGCCUGAUCUUGCCGACUUCCGAGACCGUCAUCUGAACAAUUGCGACAGCAUUUCAAUGCUAGAAGAGUUCCAAAACUUCUACAGGCCUGAUUCUUCAGGAACGGUAUGCGAAGAGAAAUCCAAUGCCGACCGUAUGGUGCUGGUCACUCUUAUUGCUUUAGCUUCCUGUCAGACCACCCUGGACAAGUUCUGCAUCUACCGCGACAGACUUACCGACAUGGUCAGUAUCAAUACCUUUGAGGAGCUUCCUGAAGGUUUAUGGAAGAAGCUGCCAGUGUGCUUCACUCGGCUCAAGACACUCAGCCUGGUCAUCUGCAAUGCGAAGAGCUAUGAUGCCGUUCACUGCUUGGAGACCUCUUUGCCCGAGGACUGGAUGGAUGAUAAGCCGUCGCAGGCAUUGCAACGACUACUCUCCAUGACGCCAAGCCUUGAAUCAUUUGAGCUGGCCGCUAAUUCUAAGACCUCCUUCGGACCUGAGUUUACCCAGAGCCUUUUGCAUGCGCUCCCCGACGGGUUGAAAGAUAUACAUCUUCACAACUUCGUUAUUCACCGCAGCGCCCUGCUUCACUUUCUGCAACAGCGCGAAUCUACUUUGUCUGGAGUUGGACUUACAGAUGCGCACAUUAUGGGUGGGGGCUGGGAAAUGGUCUUCCAGCACAUGCUCAAUUGCCAUCUGAACACCUGCAAGCUCGGGCCGCUGUAUACUCUGUGUAAGGACUUCUACUACCUUGUAACGUUUUCAGGGCACAAUCCAGCAUUUCCGGUUUCCAAAGUCGACCUGACAAACUUCAACGUCGAAGUUUCCGAUGCAAUGUGUCUCAACGGCUACAACAAUUUCAGCAGCCCAUUCAACAGGUUCUCCGUGCGAUCGGUGAGAGGCAUUCUAUUCGGGAACGUUUACGACAACUGGAGCACGAAUGAACUGUUGGAAUAUGCAGCCAUGUGCCUCGAAGCGCCGUCUUGGAAAGACUACGAUACGGCUUUGCUAAGAUGUAUUACAAGGUGGCGAGGGGAUGGAAACCAAGGCUACUAUGGCAUAUCCAAACAGAUGGCCAUCUUCGCUAAGAAGCAUUGCACUGAGCAGUGUCCUGACAACGACAAGAGCGCAAUGGCCUAA
This is a messenger RNA of Lasiodiplodia theobromae, 1587 nucleotides long. RefSeq names its product F-box domain-containing protein. Bases 1 to 1587 code for a protein of 528 amino acids. The transcript has 2 exons. Lineage: Eukaryota; Fungi; Ascomycota; Dothideomycetes; Botryosphaeriales; Botryosphaeriaceae. The record is from RefSeq and is a predicted model, not a curated record.